AUGGCUCAAGACGCUCCCCAGGACAGCGCGGGGCCCUCGUCUCCACCUCCGCAACUGCCCGACGGAUGGCUCGCGCAGUGGGAAGGCGUUUCGCGAAAGUGGUACUUUGUCCAACGCGCCACGGGCAAGUCGCAAUGGGAAAUCCCAACAGAACCCGUUAUCCUCACCCCCUCUACGACCCCCGGUUCGAUCGGUGCUGGUCCAACCCAGGCUCCUCGAGGGAUUUCGCCGGCAGUCUCGCCAAUUGAAGGCAUGAACUAUGCUGCCAACAGGGGCAUUUUCAGCCACUCGACCGAGAGAGCCGGUUUAUCUGGUCUCCUUGGCUCUCACGGCAGCGGCGGCGGAGGAGGUGGUCUGACGCAACUGGCUGAUCGCAUGUUCAGUAAAAUAUCAAAGGAAUUCAUGCCUGCGAAGCAAGGUGCCAACGCAUAUCAGCAAUUCCCGCCGGGUCACCCGAACCAUCCAGCCUCACAAAACGCGUAUGGGCAGGCUGGGAGACCGCAGUUCCAGUCUGCAAACCCGUAUGGCUAUGCUUCGAUCGGCCAAACUGGCAAUUAUGCCGGCGAUGUACCGCAAUACUAUCCUCAAGGUCAAGCUCCAGCCCAAGGCCAACCCAUGUCCCCGAGCACAUUCCACCAGUCUCAGGGGAUCCAUCCAGACUAUUCCCAGCAUCAGUACCCGAAUCAACCGGCAAUGACUCCUCAGUUUUCUCCCGUUAGCCCCGCAUCACAACACUCAUGGCACCAGCAGCCUCCUCCGGGUUAUCCCCCUGCCUACCAAGUUCCUGAGAUGCAGGGAAGUAUAGACGGCAGUCAAGUGUCCGUGUCGCCCGUUGGUCAACAACCGCAAUGGCAAUUGGGCCCGCAGCCUACUAUACCCCACGCGACAAAGCCUACAGUGAAUCAUCUGCAACAGCAGAACUCCAACCAUCCUGCUCCUCACGCUAGCCAGCCACAGUUUCAUAAUCCCCCCGUGUCUCAUCAACAGAACCCUCAACAGCCGAACCAAUUUACGGGAAAUCCGUACCAACAGGGCCAUCCUAUAUACGAAGCGCCUGGUGAUAUUCAACAGAUGGUUAGACCGCCAAGUCAAAGUCAUCCAGAACCUCCACAACAGCAACAAAUGGCCAACAUGUACCACCAAAACCCUCAACAUGGCUCACAGCACAGCACACCCUUUACGCCAGGAAGCGGGGGAAUACAUGCGCCUCCAGUUGUCGCAUCAAACUUUGCCAACAACUCAUCCAUGACGUCUCUGAGCGGUUCAAACAUAAACCCACAACAAGGAAACCUAUCACACCACCCUAGCUUGGCAUCGCUAUCUAGCAACCAUCCGUCAACCAACAGACCGGCAAACUCCUUUAUUGCUGAGCUGCCGGACAAUCAAGUCGGAGUGAGCCAGCCCACGAGCCAACCCAACAAUCUACCGCAUAUGAACCAACCUCCGCCGAAUGGCAUUGUUUCCGAACUACCCGGUUCAGAGCCCAUACGACACACGCCCACUGAUUCUCAAUUUGUGAGCGGACCAUGGGCAUCGCCUCCAGCAGGCGCAAACCAGUACCCGCCACAAAAUCGAUUUAACAAUGGCAGUGGAUUUUCACGAUGA
Molecule: messenger RNA, 1605 nt
Organism: Talaromyces rugulosus
Lineage: Eukaryota; Fungi; Ascomycota; Eurotiomycetes; Eurotiales; Trichocomaceae
Exons: 4
Coding region: 1-1605 (534 amino acids)
Molecular function (GO): protein binding
Source: RefSeq, a predicted model, not a curated record